UUCGGGAGAUGCGGAACGCGGUGUCCGACUUUGGCUCGGUAGGUCUAGUGCGGCAGAAUCCGCCGGAGCCUUCGCUCGCAAACGGCGGAUCCGCGGGGCACCGCGGGGGAGGACGGGGGCGUUACAAGGAACACGAGAAGAGGAAGAAGGAAGCGGGAGAAGAGGAGGAAGAGGAGGAGGAGGAGGAGGAGGAGGAGGAGGAGGAGGAUGAGAGGCAUCGCCGCCGGGGCCGCUGUUUCAGCCGCCGCCUCAAGAGCGAAGAUCUGGCCCCUCGCCGUCCCUGCCCCCGCGCGAGAGCCGCUGCCCCUUGGACCUGGGCGGCCGCAGCUUCCUGGUCGGAGGCGGGAACGGCUGGCGCACGCCGUUGGCGAAGACGACUGGGCGGAAUCCGUCGGGCACGGACUCGUGCAUCACUGGGCUGUUCCUAUAGCGCCGCACGUUCUCCCGCAGCCCCUGCUCGAAGCGGCUCCGCUCCACCACGCACGCUCCUUGCACCAGGAGAACCACCAGUGCGAGAAGCCGUGGAACGCGUCCUGGAAUCGGGCGGCGUCCAGCAGGCUGACGAAGUUGACGUAGGCGUACCCCUGGUUGUCGCCUGUGGUGAAGUCCCUGGGCAGAAACAGGAAAUCGACCUUAUCGCCGAACCCGUGGUUCCCGAUUAUCGGGGUUCGCAUGUGGCCCCCUACCUCGGCACAUUCUGCAUCAUGAGGGUCGUGGGCUCCUGCCGCUCCUCCAGCUCCGCAGGCUCCCGCGGCUCAAGCCGCGCGGCGGCCUGCGCCCGCGCGGGGGCCGCGAGCCGGGCCUCCGCGCGGUCCGCGGAGGCCGGCGGCGGCUGCGGCACUGGCCCCGGCAGCUGCAGCACGGAGACCUCUAAAGGGGCCCGGGCGACGGGGUCUGGGACGUGGACGUAGCUGGGGCCCAGCGACGGAAGCGAAGCGUCUCGCCCAUCCUCCGCGACGGCUGGAGCGUGCUGAUCUGAGUCUGGUGCACUGCCGCCAAGGGCGCCGCAUGCACCAUACAGGGCGAUGUUAGCCUCGAGUCCCUGAGCGACUGGGCUCCACGAGACCACGCAGGACUCCUUCAGCCACGCGUGCCACCACCUGUUAAAACCCUGGAAGGUGUCACAGAACCGUGCGGCGACCAGGGGGCCGGUCAGGUUGACGACGGCGUGGCCGAGGUUCUCCCGCCCGGACUCGUCCAGCGGCAGGAAGACGAAGUCGCACUUCCCCUCGAAGCCGUGGUUGUUGAAGAGGCGGACCAGCCGAUCUCGGCUGUAGCACCGCGGCAGCCCCUGCAUGACCACGGUGGUCGGGAGCGGGUCCAGCGCCUCGCUGCUGGAGGGCAGGCUCGCCUGCCUCUCCAGCGGGGGCCCCUCGUCUCGCCACGGCGGCGCCGACGGGGGCAUCCCCACGGGCAGGUCCCCGGCCGGGUGCUGCAGCCCGACGUCCGCCAUGGCGGCCGCGGCGGGCGCCGACGCGCGCUGCCUAUUUACACAGAGCUUGAGCCAAAACGGCU
Molecule: messenger RNA, 1515 nt
Organism: Prorocentrum cordatum
Lineage: Eukaryota; Dinophyceae; Prorocentrales; Prorocentraceae
Source: the annotation of a GenBank genome assembly